AUUCCAUUUGACAAUUGGGAUAAACUCAGAUGGACUAUGACUAUGACGCCAAUCGCAACGAUCGACACAAUCAAGACGGCAAGUCGUCGUUGCCUGUAAAACAAUAUAGACGCCGAGCGAAACGAGCAACUGGCAGUCCAAGAUGCCAUUCAUGUAACACGACUGAUACCCCAGAGUGGCGACGUGGACCGGAUGGAGCUCGAACCUUGUGCAAUGCUUGUGGACUACAUUAUGCCAAACUAAUGCGGAAGUCCGAAAAGAAACCAGCAACUUAACCAAUUUGCUUGCCACCUUUUUAUUUUUACUUACCGUGAUUUGUUCAACGCUGGUCGUUGGCACCCAUCCUUUGCAGCGUUUGCCAUUCCAAUCAGGAAUUUCUUCACAUUUUUGGUCUUCUUUUUCUGUUUGCUCGUUUAUCGUACCAUUUUUAGCAUCACGCCUUAUUAUAGUUCUUUUUUAUAUCAACCCAAUAGAUUGCAUUCAUGCAUGCUCUUUUCUUCUUUCUCCAAUGAUUGGAUGUUUUCAUUUUUU
Molecule: messenger RNA, 531 nt
Organism: Umbelopsis ramanniana AG
Lineage: Eukaryota; Fungi; Mucoromycota; Umbelopsidomycetes; Umbelopsidales; Umbelopsidaceae
Exons: 3
Coding region: 30-275 (81 amino acids)
Biological process (GO): regulation of DNA-templated transcription
Molecular function (GO): zinc ion binding; sequence-specific DNA binding
Source: RefSeq, a predicted model, not a curated record